Helianthus annuus (common sunflower) is the source of this 1777-nucleotide messenger RNA. Its product is annotated as peptidyl-prolyl cis-trans isomerase CYP63. The record is from RefSeq and is a predicted model, not a curated record. NCBI's taxonomy places the organism in Eukaryota, Viridiplantae, Streptophyta, Magnoliopsida, Asterales, Asteraceae. Bases 33 to 1532 code for a protein of 499 amino acids. The transcript has 14 exons. Gene Ontology annotation, molecular function: peptidyl-prolyl cis-trans isomerase activity. Gene Ontology annotation, biological process: protein peptidyl-prolyl isomerization.
GCUCACUCGUCCUUCGCCGGUUAAGAAGAAAUAUGAAGAAGAAGCCUCUUGUGUUUAUGGAUUUAUCCAUCUUUAAACGUCCUCCUGAUAGAUUAGUAAUCGAGCUUUUUUAUGAUGAUGUCCCUAAAACAGCCGAGAAUUUUCGAGCCCUCUGCACAGGGGAUAAGGGGAUUGGAAAAGAUACCCAAAAACUAUUGCACUACAAAGGAACUAAAUUCUUUUAUUUUUCAGACUGUGCUGCUCUAGGAGGUGAUUUCGAGAAUAAUGACGGCACCGGUGGGGAAAGCAUCUACGGAGGAACUUUUCAAGCUGAGAGGAGUCCAUGGCGUUGUAGUGGGCCCGGUAUACUUAUGACGCUAAGUCAAGGAGCCCCAGAUGCCACUGGAUCUCAGUUCGUUCUAUGCUACAGACACUCGACCGAUCUUGAAGGGGACAAUACCGUUUUUGGAAGGGUAAUAAAGGGAAUGGAUACGGUUCUACGUCUUGAGAUGAUGGGAAGAGGCACGUCUGUAGAAAUUGUAGACUGUGGUGAACUUUCUGGAGAUUAUGUGCCAGAGUCUGAUUCUUAUAAACCCUCACCUCUUGCAGCCUGGAGACAAAAACGGGAAGAAAUGGCUACUGCAUUUUUGCACAAAUUCCUUUCUCGUAAGGUCGUUGAUAGGGAAGCUACAUCUGAAAAGCCUUCUAGCAAUCCAGACGAGAUGUCGGAAUCACAUGAAUCGAAUGCUGAGAAAUCGGAAUUGACCAACAGUUCUAGCUAUCCACAUCAUCGUUCAGAUGAUACACUCAAACCCAGGGGUGCCCGAAUUGUUUAUGUAAAGAGGAACAGUGGAAGCACAAUAUCUGAAGAUGAAAACGUCACAAAGUCUGAUAAAGUCGUCGAGACUGUUUUGGAUACACGACGUGAAUGGGAUGGAAGCUCAAUUCUUGUAGUUGAAGACAACAUUGUGACGGAGUCUGAUAAAGAACCUUGUAAUGUACUCAAGAGGGCUUUAAAUAUAAAUGAAAAAAAUGCUGCUGCUUAUUAUUAUUUGCUUCCAGUCGUUGAAGAAGAAAACGACACUGUGAUGGGGUUUGAAUUUGAUAAAGAACUCAAGUUCGAAAUACUGAGGUCUCCGCAUGGUGUAAUCACGUCGGUUCUGGAUACAUGUGAAUCAAAUGCUGAGAAGAAAGUGGCUGCUGAUAAGGAAUUGACGAACAGUUCUAGCAAUGAUACAAGCAAAUCCAGGGAUGUCCGGAUUAUUGAUUUAGUGAACCAGUCUAAGAAGAGAAGUGGAAGCCCAAUCUCUUCCGAGGAAGAUGAAAACAACACUGUGACGACGGAGUCUGAUAAAGGGUUUUUGCACGAUGUAAUCAUGCCGUCUUUGGAUACACGUGAAUCAAAUGCUGAGAAGAAAGUGGCUGAUGAUAAGAAGAGGAAGAGUUUGGAGGUUUGGCCGGCGAUUGCAGGAGCGGUGAUUUUGGGUGCGGCAGCAUACUUCCGCCAUCAAAAGUCUGGAGUGGUCUACAGGGAGCAGCAUCGUAACCGUUGAGGAUACGGUUCUUUUGUUUGGUUUACUACAAGGGCAUCUAUCUAUUAUCAAAGUUUAUGCAACUGUCGUAACAUCUAACCACCAAAAUACGGUUAUUUUGUUUGGCUUACUAGAGAGGCAGCUAUUUAUUAGUAGAAUGCAAAGUUUAUGCAACAGUUGUAACAUCUAACCACCAGAAUACGGUUAUUUUGUUUGGUUAGUUUUAGUUUAAUGGAAUACAAAGGUUUUGUAGCUGUUUCAAGUUA